CUAUUUUAAUGUCUUUCCAUGGAACAGGUACAACGUUUUCGGAGAAAGAAGCAUUUAGGAUAUUAGUUAGAGGAAAGCAUAAAGCAUCUGCACAUUGUUUUAGAACAUAUGCAGGUAUGCCAUCAGGGCCAAGACUAUGUGAGGGCUUAAGAGUUUUAAGACAUUUCAAAACAUCGAGAAUACUAAAGUCCUGGAAGUUAUCAGCUACAAGAUUAGUAACGUUAGAAGUGGUUAUAGUAGAAGGAGAGCGUAUAAAAGACAGAUUAAGAGCAUUAACAUCACAAGAGGGAAAAACAUUACAUCGCUUACUAUUGCCAGUAAUUUCAUUGAAAAAUUUCCACAUGCUGAUAGGAGAUUUGCAUGAUAAAAGUGUUUGGUUAUAGAUAGCAUUAAGAUUUUUGAUUUCAGAUUUGAUUUGAGCAUUAAUCUUUUUAAGUCCUAACUUGUCUUUGCAUUUAUAUAACAUUUCUUUUUGCCUGCGAAGUUGUUUGAGAUGGGGAGACGAGAAGCGGUCGAGGCGUUUGAACAGUGUUUGUUUGGGACAGCAUAUGUCGAGGCAGAACUUGAGAUAAUCCAUUAUAUUGGUGAUUGAGUCAUCUAAUGUAC
Molecule: messenger RNA, 606 nt
Organism: Trichobilharzia regenti
Lineage: Eukaryota; Metazoa; Platyhelminthes; Trematoda; Strigeidida; Schistosomatidae
Source: the annotation of a GenBank genome assembly